Molecule: messenger RNA, 1052 nt
Organism: Gossypium raimondii (Peruvian cotton)
Lineage: Eukaryota; Viridiplantae; Streptophyta; Magnoliopsida; Malvales; Malvaceae
Product: heavy metal-associated isoprenylated plant protein 3
Exons: 3
Coding region: 241-738 (165 amino acids)
Molecular function (GO): metal ion binding
Source: RefSeq, a predicted model, not a curated record
UGCUCGUAUUCAAGACAUAAAUUUAAAAACAAUCUGGGUAGUAUUGACUACUGUCACAGCCUCCAAGGCCUAGUUAGCUAAGUCAUAAAUGGAGUACAUGCAUAUUUUCCUUUUUUUAUUUACAAUUUCCUACAUUUAACUUAUAAGACCAGACCCUACUUUUCAUUUCAUCUUUGCUCAGUUAGGUUACCAGUUUCCUUAUAACCUUCUUCCUCCACAGUUGUCUUGGUUGUUUAGAAGAUGAAGAAUGGUAAGAUGAGAGGUUUCAUGUGCCAAUCCGCUGCAGUAAAUGCAACUUGCAUGGCAGUUGAUCCUCGUUCGGCAGUGGUGCCAAGAAAGUUAGCCAGAAUCCGUACAGAUAAUACUAGAUUGAUCAAGAAUUGCAAUUACUCUAGGCUCGUCGAGUCUCAAAGAUUUGUUAGAGACGACAAGAGAUCCAUUGUUACUCCCUUGGUCAGAAAGGAAAGAAAUCAAGAACAGAAGCCAAUGCCCCACUCUAGAUCAGUUCAGCUAGCUUCAUCAGAUCAUGUUUUCCAGGUGGUUGUGAUGCGAGUCGCUCUGCAUUGUCAAGGUUGUGCUGGUAAAGUGAAGAAGCAUUUAUCCAAAAUGGAAGCAGGGGUGACAUCAUUCAGUAUAGAGCUAGAGAGCAAGAGGGUGACGGUGAUGGGGCACGUAUCGCCAGUGGGAGUCCUGGAGAGCAUUUCAAAGGUGAAAAAGGCUGAGUUUUGGCCUUGUUGAACAACUCAAGAGGGGCCGAAUUUUACUUGGAAAUGCCGAAAUGGUUUGUUCUUAUUUUUAAAGGGUGAGAAUGUGGGGAAACGUGGCUAUGGAGAAGAAAUGUAAGAUGUUGGGUUUUGUUUGUUUGUUUUGAUGUUUAGAAAUUGGUAACAAUGUUUAAAUUUGAGUGGUCCUCAAUGCUGGCUCAUCCAAAACAAAAAAGAGGGAUAUAGAUGGAGUAGUUAUGGGGACUUUUUGUCUUUUGGAAUGGUCUUCGGAUGUUUCAUAGUGACAAUUAUAAUUAUAAAUUAGGUAUAUAUGAAAAAUUAUGUUAA